Molecule: messenger RNA, 8393 nt
Organism: Salvelinus fontinalis (brook trout)
Lineage: Eukaryota; Metazoa; Chordata; Actinopteri; Salmoniformes; Salmonidae
Exons: 4
Coding region: 1002-6638 (1878 amino acids)
Source: RefSeq, a predicted model, not a curated record
UUUAGAUCAGUAUUCUCUUUUCUGCGGAGUUUUCUUGGACGGCUUAUCUAUUAUUUAUUGCCACGUUUCAUACUCCCCUUCCUCAAAUCCGGAUUUGUCUGGUUCUAGUUCAACUUGGAUAAUAGCUUUAAAGGACACCGUACAGUUAUCGAAGACAAUUGUCAUUGCGCUUAUUUUUUUCCUUCUGUGAGCAUAUCUUACGUUGAUCGACUCCAGAAAUUGAUGUAUAUGUAGAUAGUGUAGGACCACACUCGCGUGUCUAGAGACAAAUAUGUGUAUUAGUUUCCCUUAGACAAUGUCCUCCGGAGUCAACAUGUUGUUGGCAAUGGAUGGAAUUUCCCCAUUGAAUAUGCUUUCUAAAUAGCUGUAGAGUCAGGAAAAGAUCCCGUUUUCGAUCUAUAGAUAAUCAUUCCUUCCAUAUUACUAAGCAAUAGUGCAGUAAUAAAUGACACAACUAGUUAUUUGUUUGAGCUUGCUCAACGGUCAAAUUAUAGCAGGAAGAAAAAACAAAUUAUAGCAAGAACAAACCUAAAACCGCAGAGAAAUUAUAACGUAUUUCUGUUCAUUAAUAAUUUGUCUUGCAAUAUUGGUUUCGUUUUUUGUUAUUUGCUUCAAUAAAAUAAUGUUUAGAGAAUACUGACAAUCAGUUGAAGGAGCGGAGAAAACUCUGGGGGCGUGGAACUUGAAUCUCUAGUACCAGUCACGCUCGCUCACCAGAUAUACAUUUGAAAAAGUUCUAACGGAAGAAUGGAGUGCUUUUGGCAGUAAUGCGCCAUAACGUUGGAUGCCAACCGCUGAUAAACCCCACAGGAGAGAGGAGUUGUUGAUUGCUAAAUCUCGGUUGGGAAUAUGCAUGUUUACGGUUGAUAUCCGGUAUGUGUGAGAGAGGAGCGGCGCAGGCUUUCUAAUUAAACUCUUCAAUUCAACUUUUGAGGAUGGUCCCCCAUAUGCUUGAAAUGCUACUCAGCUCAAUGUGCUGAGACGGAUAGAGCUGACACAACAUGUAUAAUGCGUGUGAAAAUGCCAGAUCAAGAGAAUGGAGCGACGGUGACGGAUACAGCCACCAUAAUAUGGCUCACUGGGAAAGUGAUCCCCCAGCUGGUGAAAGACAGUACCUCACCCAACAAGAAAGGGGACACCCGUGCCUGAACCGUGAGGAUGACGCUGCCAUGCGGCCCCACUGCAACUCCCAUAGACAAAACUCUGAAAUGCAGUUCCGUGGACAUCGGACACAAGAGACCCAGCCGCCUCAUCCGUAUCAUCAGGACCAUCACAUAAUGGCUCAGAGUCAGAACAUAAGGGAUUGGCCCAAUCGCUAUGGACACUUGAGAGGCCAGGCACCCCCUAAUGUAACCUUACACUGCAGUGGAGAGAGAACAGAAACAUGGGCUAAGCAUGAACCCCACUUCCCCAGCAAUGACUUUUUACCCCCACUCAUUGUCGAAAGAGGGCAUGAGGAUAUUUCCCAUCACCAUAACACUGAGCAGGAUUAUAUGUUUGGUCAGACAGUGAAUCAUAACAAUCUCCAUUACUUGGAAAGCAAAGGGCAGAUGUUCGAUCCCACCCAUUCCAAUGGACAUGCUAGAGGACAUUGCAAUGUACAUUCAAGGGGACAUUCUACUGAAUGCUCAAGGGGACAUUCUAGGGGUGGUUCCCGUGGAAAUUCUAGGGGUGGUUCUAGUGUACGUUCUCGGGGUGGUCCUAGUAGACGUUCUCGGGGUGGUCCUAGUAGACGUUCUCGGGGUGGUUCCAGGGGUCGGUCUAGUGGACGUUCGAGGGCCCAUUCCAAAGCAGCCAGCCAUGCUAUACUAGGACCUAGUGUUCCUUCCCAAGCUAUAACACAACAAACAGAUAAUCUUCCUGGCAAUGUUGCUCUGGUUUCUCACACUCAGACCUCUGCCACCCCUGACCAGCAAUAUGCUCCCUCUCCUCCCAAACCUCUCACGGAGACACUUCAGGAAAAACCUCCUCAUAAACAUAAGAUCUCACUCAAUGAAAUACAAGACUGGCUCCAGAGUGUUUUAAGAUCUAAAAAUGGACCUGUAAAUGGGAACAACUCAACACAAGACCCCUGCCAGGCACAACAAUCCAGCACAGAGAAGAUGGAUAUUUUACAAGCAGGCAAAAUGCACCUACAUAGUAACACCAAAGACAACCAGGCGAGGCCCCCUGAGAGGUUUAGUGCUGAGGAAUCCCCUAUACGGCUGGAGAUUAAGUCCACCCCCAGGAGCAUGACCCUGACGGCAGUCGCCACCACUCCGCCCCCCGUGGCUAUCGUCCCUCCAAUGGGUCCACAGCAGUCCCCAGAGCCAAUGGAGACAGAGAAUACAGGCAAUGAGGUGCCAUUUAAGAUUUUGCGGGCCUGGUCCAUCAACGAACAACAAGUAGAAAGUCUGUGGGAAAGAGCUAAAGAUGAUGCAAGUUCUCUAUCUGUCCUAAAUGAGCCGGUUCAAGUUGAGAGUUUUAUGGAGUAUGAUAAGCCUGUAGAUGCAUCUGCAACAAGUUCACUGGCAUCUACUGGAGAUGACAAUAAUGAGGUCCUCCAGGUCAUCACACAGAUGGACAAGAGUUCACCUUCACCAUUUGUCCACAUCGUCCCUCAGGCAACUGAUAUUGUACGCACCGGGGGUACCCAGACAAUCGUGGAAGUUAGCUCCAACGGCGCAGAUGAGAGAUCUCUUGUUUUGUCCACAAUUGCUGAAGUUCAGUUCAAGUUACGUACGCUGCAGCAACUGGUUACUUGUCGGGAGAAUGCAGCAACGAUCACAGAGGCAAAAGAUGGUUGUCUAGAAACCAUAUUGGAGCAGUAUUGGGGCGGGGAUGCCUCCAACCUGGUAGAAGCUUUAAAAGAUAAAAGGGAUAAGGAAAUCAUGCAAGAUGUGUCUGCCUGGGCCGCAGAGGAUGAGGAAGCAGUGGUUCUCUUUGCAGUCAGUGGUAUAUCACUGGGGGAAGUGGUCGAGAAGUUUCCUAUUCAAGCACAUGUUGACAGCUCUUCCCAAGUGUGUUACAGGUCAUCAUGGUUAAAUGUCAACGAGAAGCUGAAUGACAUUGACAAAGAAUCUGGAAGAGCCUGGUCUCUGUGGUUCAUACCAGAUAAAGCAGAGGAGAGUUCCAAAGUGGUUGGGGGAGUCAAAAUGGAUGACACCUUCCACAGCAAGAUGGAGACUUUGGAAUUUCCUGCACGACAACCUGUUGAAGCAGAAGCAACAGACUCAGACCUCACAACAAACAUAGACCUCAUGAUGGUUGCAGACCCCCCAACAGACACAGACCUCCCAACAGAUGCAGACUCAGAGACAGAACCCCUUUCCCCAAUGAUUUUGACCGUUCUCACACCAGAGGAUGCUGUGAAACUGCUUGCUGAAACAGAGGCACCAGACGCAGACCUCACAACAGCCUCAAACUGCCCAACAGAUGCAGACCUCAAAAUGGUCACAGACCUCACAACAUACACGGACACAGAACCCCUUUCCCCAAUGCAUUUGACCAUCCUGACAUCUGAGGAUGCCAUGAGACUGUUUUGCCAGAUCGAAAAUGGCUCUGACCUCCAACUCGGGUCCCAUGAACCAUGCUCUGAAAACAAAGACAAGACAAAGCAACUAGAGAAUAUAGAAAGUGGCAGCUUAGAUAAGUCCUGCUACUGUCCUUGUAUUAUUGAAACUGACAAUGGGUUUGAAAGUGGCCUAUGCACCAGUUGUCAGAGAGAGAAAGGACUGCAGCAAGGUACAAGAUGCAUAACAAUCGCUCAAUGCUUUACCCUGUCAGAUACAAGCGACAAUUCAGAUCAGGAGACAGAAGAGGUCCCUAAGGACUCUGGGGGGAAGGCGACUGUGGACAAUCAAUGUAGGGACAAGAAGCAGAUACAAUCAACUGAAGAAGAGGGGGAUGACAAUCAAUCCUGUGACAAUAAGACAGAGGUAGAAAUGCAGCAAUGUACAGGUGUCAUACCGAUCACUGACUUUUUUUUCUGGUCAGAUACAAUUGAGGAUUCAGAUCAGGAGACAGAGGAGAACCCUAAUGAACAACAUGCUCAGAUUGAGGCUCAUGCUUCUAAUGUUAAAAGGACAGAGCCUGAAACUGAUGCCAAAGCACCCUGUGAGUCAGCCCAAGAACAUACUACCCAAAGCAAAGUCAGUCCUGGUUCUGAGGAUAGGGAAAGACGGCAAGAGAAGGACCAAGACUGUAGGACGAGUACAUUACCAAUUCCCAAGUUUGAAAACCCUUCUAAGUUAAGAGCUAACAUCAUAGCAGACAAGUGGUGUUCACCUGUAGAGGACUGUGGUUCACCUGCAGAUAAGUAUGACAAAGUUGCUGACUUUGUCACUCAAUACAAAACCUGCAACUCAAAGAAAAAAGUAAAAGAAAAAAUGGAAAAGGAGGAAACCCUCCAUCCAACAUCAUCUGACAGACAAAAGCCCAAGAAAUGCCAUGGGAGAGCAGAGGGGGGACGGUCACCAUCCCAACCCUCUAAGAGCUCUGGGGAGAAGGCAACUUUGAAUAAUCAAAGCAGGGACAAGAAGCCACAUGCGUCACACAAGAGGAGAAAUUUGACUGAGAAUGAUGAAAGUCGAUGCAGAGACAAGAAGAGGGGAUCAUCAACUGAGAAGGAGCGUGAGGGCAGUCAAUCCAGGUACAAUAAGCCACCGAAGAGGAGACAUUCAACUGAGAAAGAGCGUGAGGGCAGUCAAUCCAGGGACAAUAAGCCACCAAAGAGGAGACAUUCAACUGAGAAAGGGAGCAAGGACAAUCAAAGUAGGGACAAGAAGGGGAGAUUUUCAAUUGAAAGACUGGGUGAGGCCAGUCAAUCUAGGGACAAGACGUCACAGAAGAGGAGAAAUUCAACUGAAACUGAAGGCAGGAACUCUGACUCCAAAGAGUUAAAGUGCCAGUUGGGGGAAAGAGAGAGGGCCAGCAGCAGUAAGAACUCACCGCUGUGCCCUGGGGUGAAAACCCUCCAUGUGCUGGGAUCCUCAACUACCACUGUUCCUCUCAAACUCUCCAUAAACAUCCCCAAAAAGCCUUCCACAAAUGGCUCACCCUCAACAUGUACUGAGGAAGUCUCCAAAAUGCCAAAGACUAAAUCCCCAAACAAAACUAGCAGACACCACUCCCCUGCAAAGUCAGUGUCUCCUGUUGUCAAAGAGAGGCAGAGGAACGGUGUGAAACACGAGCAAACAAUUCAACCCCUAAAAGACAGAUGGAAAAAGCUGUCCUUACCCAAACAUCUUAUCAGGAAAGGUUCCCCACCAAGCCGGAAGAGAGAGAAAGGUUCCCCACCAAGGCAGAAGAGGGUGGAGGAUAGAGGAGACCCUCUGGGUUUAGGGGUAAUGGUCUCUAAGAAUCCUGACUCGUGCAAGAAACUAAAACGUAAGGCAGAGAGCGACUUGACAUCCCAACAGAUGUUGUCAAAGAUUCCGAAGGUGUUGAAUAGGAAUGAGAAAGGAACGUUGUCAAAAAGCAAGCGUGAGCGUGACUCGCUGCCCCCCAAGCCAAAGCUGGCAAGGAUUCCGAAGCUUCUGAGGACUCCAGAGGUUUCAAAGGAUGGGAAUGAGAGAGAGAACAGAGAAGAGACAUCUCCCAGUGCUUCACCUGAAUCACAAAUGCUGAACAAACCAGCAAGAGUGGCACACAAGCCCAAACCUUGUAUCAAGCCUGCCAGUCCCAAUGGUUAUAGCCCAGGUAGUCAUGAUUGCCAUAAUCUGGCCAGGAUAUCACAGCAACAUGCCAAUGGACAUUUUGGGGCAAAAGUGUCUGCGAGGCAGCAGGUGUUCUCAGAUUGGGAGAGCAGCUUUGUCCCGACUCCAACCCCCCGGACUCGCAGACGAUCAGGGUGUCCUCCAGAGGAAGUGGAAGGUCCACAGGCCAGUCCCAGAUCCAUCCCGGAGACCAGGAUCAUCAGACCCAUUCUAAAAUGUGUCGAUGCUCUGCCGAAACCCAAGCGGAACGUCAGCUUUUCUUUGAAUCCAAGGAACGUGCACUACUUCAAUCCCUGUGAAUAUGAAAAUGACGUCAUGUUCAACAGGUCUUACAAAGAUCCGGAAGAUGCACAACGUUCUGACGAUGAAGAGGAAUAUGCUCCUGUGAACUGCCAGAAUACGAAGGAACAGCCCCCUGUUCGGGAAGAGAAUCAGCAAGAUAUAGGGGAGCUGAAGCCUGGACCAAGCGGUGCAUGUGAAAAGAGCUUCAAAAGGAAGCUGGAAAUGCAGGAGCCUGCUGCCAUUUUGAUGAAGAAGAGCAUUGUUCAGGCAAAGCAUUUGACGAAGUCUCUCCAUCGUGAACCUCCGAAAGACUCCAGACACUCGGCAAAAAAAGCUGGAGUUGGUUACAAGUGGUCAGAGAAGCAGAAGAAGAGGCCAAAUGAAAUUGAAGGUUCCUGUCUGAAUGCAAGCCUCCCUCACGGUAAUCAUCCAGGUUCCUCUCAGAAUGCAAGUCCCCCUCACGGUCACCAUCCGUGUUCCAAUCAGAAUGCAAGUCCCCCUCAUGGUCACCAUCCAUGUUCCUCUCAGAAUGCAAGUCCCCGUCGUGGUCACCAUUCCUCCUCCAGCCAAGGGAGAAGAGUUGAGCCAACAGCCAGGCACCAUAGCUCUCCCGUGGACGAAUGGAACGAGCGGUGGUCAGGAGACAGACAUGAUUCGUAAGCAUAUCAGUCGGCCCUGACAGGAUACACCAGACAGAACCGUAAUUGCUGGUUUCUGGCAAAGACAAUACUUUUACCUCAAACCUGACAUUGUGCAUAUGCUGUUCUUUAAAAAAAAAACUUGAAACAUUACAGACAGUGCCUAUAAAGCCAUAUUUAGGCUUCAUUAUGCAGUUUACAUUUCUACAUGUUUUUAUAUGUUUUUAAAUGAGUAAACGUCUGAUUUCUCUCCCUAUAAUAUGUCCGGUUAGCUGUGGUUGAAACAGUCAGAAGUAUAUCUUAUAUACCACCUGUUAUUGUUACUCUUGACACCUAAGGGUGAUUGGUGUUCGGUUACUCGUACUCUUAUAGUAUUUUUUGCCUACAUUGUUAGAGCAUCAUAGGGAUUGAGUCAUCAUAGUGAUGGUAUUGUAAAUUGUAUUUUGUUUGUUUACCGUCUUUUUUUAUUGACUAUGUCUAUUGCAGCCAGAACCAAAGCUAAAGGGGAGAAACCGGACUGAACUUAUUGUUUGGUGAGAUUCUGCUGUCUCAUACACAAAAAAAAGUGUCAAUUGUAGCCAAGCAGGUUUUUUAACACUGGUGAUUAAAUGAAUCAUAGAUGUCGGUCAUCAACUGAUAUUUGAAAGCCGUUGUCACUUAGUUUGAGGUAGUUCCUUGCACUGGGUUUAUAGUUAUCUGUGGCCGUAGAUGUUGUUUGUAGUUAAAUUCAACUACUGCUAAUGUUUUGGGUAUUGAGGAAUGGAUGUCCUUUACAGGUCACUGGUUUUAUACUUUGUCUUAAACAUUGGUCGAAAUGCCAUUUUUGUUUUUAAUACAUGUCCGUUUUUGUCCAUUUGAUGUUUACUGUAUUGUUAUGGCACUGAACUAAUAUAUAAAUACAGAAAAUAUGUUUUUGUUGGUACCUGUUCUCUCAGACUACACAGCAUCCAAUGAAGAGAAUUGUAGUAUUAUUUACCCCCACCACCAGCCAAAGACCACAUUUGAGACACACAGUUACACCAGCUGAGGGAAGCAAAGUACAAUUUUUAUGUUCCUUUCAUUUCAGUCACUCGCUUGUGCAAGGCUUCUCCGUUCUAUGUGUUGAUACUUGAGACUCACAUAGGUGAAUGGAUCAGAACCGAUAACACAAUCUUCGGUCAUGUUUUCUGUUUCUACACAACACUUAUUGUAUAUUUAUUGAAGAAAGCCAUGUACAAGGGUGGUGGAGGCCUGUUAAGAAUGUAUAGUUAAGCAAUAAGGCAUGAGGUUGUGUGGUAUAUGGUCCGCGUUGCGUCGUGCCUAAGAACAGCUCUUAGCCGUGGUAUUAAAAAAAAAAAAAAAUAAUAAUAAUUUUACCUUUAUUUAACUAGGCAAGUCAUUUAAGAACAAAUUCGUAUUUACAAUGACAGCCUACACCAGUCAAACCUGGGCCAAUUGUGCACCGCCCUAUGGGACUCCCAAUCACGACCAGUUGUGAUACCCUGGUUCGAAUCCAGGCUGUAUCUGUAGUGACGCCUCUAGCACUGAGAUGCAGUGCCUUAGACCGCUGCGCCAUUCAGGAGCCACAAAAUUGGCCAUAUACCAGAAACCCCCGAGGUGCCUUAUUGCAAUUAUAAACUGGUUACCAAAGUAAUUAGAGCAGUAAAAAAAAUAACCUUUGUCAUACCCGUGAUAUACGGUCUGAUAUAACACGGCUGUCAGCCCAUCAAUGUUCAGGGCUCAAUCCACCCAGUUUAUAAUAAAAUAAAUCUCUUCACGAGUUGAAGUCCUAACCGUA